AUGCCCAUGAUCGAGACGAACUUGGAUGUUCUUUUCCCGAACAAAAGCCUUUGCCCGCCCUUGAGCGAGCUGUACUUGAAGGAGACCAAGGCAUUCUACGCCAGCAAGAUACAUUUCUUCAAUGGCAAGAAUUGGCAGAUCCGAACAUUACUUGCGAAUGGGAAGCACUACACCGUGCCGGUAGUAGUAAAUACAGGUGGCAUCGCUUACAACCGACCCAUUUUCUCCGACUUUGUCCAGAUGCACUUUCUGCCGAACUACCAGAGGAGCAUGUGGCACGGACACACCAAAAGACACGUGCAGUUCCCCACGCCUCUCGGUGAUGGCAUGAGCAUCGAUCAAGUAUGGCCUGGAGGUGAAGGCAACACUUUUGGCACCGAGGAGGAGCUUCGAAAGCCAAGCAGCAUCGCCUUCAACUUGGUGGGACAUGAACUUGCAGGCAUUAUUGUCGAGUGCAACGGCCUUGUAUGCGAUCUCGAAGACAUGGCUGAAGAAGGAGAGGCUCUAGAGUACAUCCAAACGUAUCGUCGGAAGACGAUUCAGGCCAAGGCAAAGCGCUUCGCCAAACUGGGCGCGACAGUGGAAACCAUCGAGCGCGAGAUCAGUGCGACGAGUGCCGACCCAAUGACGACGUGGGAUGAAGCGUCCCUUCCUGUCCCAGAUGAGCUCUGGGUCAAGUAG
Symbiodinium necroappetens is the source of this 681-nucleotide messenger RNA. The record is from the annotation of a GenBank genome assembly. NCBI's taxonomy places the organism in Eukaryota, Dinophyceae, Suessiales, Symbiodiniaceae.